Molecule: messenger RNA, 2188 nt
Organism: Macrosteles quadrilineatus (aster leafhopper)
Lineage: Eukaryota; Metazoa; Arthropoda; Insecta; Hemiptera; Cicadellidae
Product: histone-lysine N-methyltransferase SETD1B-A-like
Exons: 1
Coding region: 22-1191 (389 amino acids)
Cellular component (GO): Set1C/COMPASS complex
Molecular function (GO): protein binding; histone H3K4 methyltransferase activity
Source: RefSeq, a predicted model, not a curated record
AAAAGAAAAAAACUUGCGGAAAUGUUUAGUGAAGCUACUUGUGGUUCAAUUUUCCCUUUUACCCUGGUCAAAGACAAUGUAGAAGAGCUUAAAAAACAAGUCCCAAACAUUUUCCAAGUUAAAAGUGCUAUAAACAAUUACACUUGGAAGAGUCGACUAUUGAAAACCCCUUUACGUGAUAAUUCUCAUGUGCUCAAUUGUACUUUGAGUGCACAACAUUAUCACUUUGAUAGUGGCAACCAUCACCCUAAAUCACCUUGCAGGGAUCAAAAUCUUGGCAAUCCUCAACAUUCUCUUCCUUUGCACGAUCACAGCAAAGAAAAACUGUUCAGUGAUAUUCUGCUACAUGGUCUUGAUGAAGAAGAUAGAAUGUACCUGAAGAAAAGCUUUAAUCAGUUGUUGGAUGAUGGAGAGAGUGACUGGACUGAGCAGCUAGAAUGGAUUCCUCAUCCACCCACCACAGACAAUGCCCUUGGCACCUCUGUAUCCCCUGAAGAUACUGGUCAUAACCCAGUGAACAGAAGUGGAUGUGCUAGAUCUGAAAAAUAUGUGAAAGGGGUUAAAAAACAUUCCAAAAUGCAAGCCAAGUAUAGACAUCAAAAAGCAGAACCAGCAGUUACUAGCACAGAAUUUUCUUAUUGUAAAAAAUAUAAAGUUACUAAGCAAACAAUGUCUAGAGAAGCCAGAAACAACCAGAGAAGACUGUCUACAGCAUACCAAAACAUUACAAACAGUAAUUUACUUAAAUUGAACGAACUUAAAUUUCGUAAAAAAAAAUUAAGUGUAGAAAAGAGUGAGAUUCACGGAUUAGGUGUGUUUGCUGCAGAACCGAUUAAUGCUAAUGAAUUCAUCAUAGAAUAUGUUGGACAAGUCAUAAGACCUGUCAUAGCAGAUCUAAGAGAAAAAGAGUACAAGAAAGCUGGACUCGGAUAUUACUGCUUCGCUGUUGAUGAUAACACAGUAAUCGAUGCGACAAAAUAUGGAAACAUUAACCGAUACAUCAACCACAGCUGUAACCCUAAUAGUUAUGUUAAGAUUUUAGCAAUCGAAAACAAAAAGAAAAUUGUUUUCUUUUCUAAAAGAGAUAUUAAAGUGGGCGAGGAAAUUACUUUUGACUAUAAGAUGAAAAUCGAGGAGGACAAAAUUCAAUGCCUAUGUAAAGAUUCUGGAUGCAAAAAAUCGUUAAACUAAUACGGCUUAGUAAUGGCAAGAGUUGAUUAAGAUGAUCACAAUCAGUACAGCCGUACAAAUUAAGGCAUUUAGGCUAUGCUAUGGAAAACCAAACACAAAUUUUUAAUAUGAAUGAUCCUAAAAGGAUACCAAGUUUCGAAAUCAUAGAUUUUAAUCAUCUAUAAGUGUUCAUAGUUUUUUUUAGUUAAUUUAUGGUUGUCUCUAACCAUAAUCAUUUUAGAUUUUAAGCUAGUAAUAAGAGUGGUUUGUGAUCAAUAUCUAUUUAGCUCUUGUUCUCUUUGGAAUAAAUGUGUACAAUUAAGAAAUUUAAAAGCAUUUUCAAAAAUUUGUUUUUUGUUCGGUUUUAUAAUGGUAGUUAAGAGAUGUGGAAAGUGUCAGUCUUGGUGAAGUCAGUUAAAUUUAUCAAUAGAAAUAAGCCUAUAACAAAGCAAUUAUUACUGAAGCGCUGAGUUUUAAACAUAUGAUUGUGCAUUUUGUCAUGAAAAAUCAUCAAGGAGUUUUAGUUAAACUGAUUGUCACUUCUCGUUAAGUGAAAAUAUGUUUAGUUCAAUUAAUUUCCUUGUGAAUUACAUAUGUAAAGGUUUUAGUUUAUGUACUUGAUGUUGACUUGAGUUGGUGUGCUUUAGUGGUUAAAAUGUGUAUUGUACUUAAAGUAGGAUGAUAGAAUUGUAUAAUAUGUGGUAUAGGUACACAAAUGUUAAAAGAGUAGGUCUAUCUCCAGGGGAACUAAGGAGGAUUUUGGUAAAAUCUGUUGGAAUUCUGUAAAUUUACCGAUCACUCUCUUAAAAAUAACAAAUUUCCACUUAAUAAUACUGUUUCACUCUGUCAAAACGGCAUAAAAAGCGUUAUUUCAGAUGUCUCCAUCAAAACUACACAACAAAAAUUAACAUUAGGUUUGGGCAGGCUCGUUUCACACUGACACUAAACAUUAGAAAAACUUUAUGUUUUAUACAAAUAAUCGAAACUCUGUUAAAAUCUUGUGUCCAGAUAGUGUAUA